CAUACGCAACCCAGCAUCAAUCCUCUCUCUCUCUCUCUCUUAAAAACAAGAAGAGAAUAAAGACCCAACUUUAGUCGAAUCGUUGGUUAAUUUGAGAUUCCUGAAAAAAAAUGGGCAUAAUUAGAAGAAGUUUCGUAUUCAUGUUGGGCACAAUCACCGGAAUCUACGUUUCUCAGAAUUACAACGUGCCCAAUAUCAAAAAACUGAUGGACACCGGGGUUGCGAUGGCCAAGGACGUAGAGGAGCGCUACCGCAAGCCCAAGAAAAACCAGGACGACCAACCCGGCGGCGAGUAAUUCCAUUGGUGAUAUUUGGAGAGAAGACACUUGCCACGUACCAAUAAGAAAUUGUGUUCUUUUCUCCCGUCUCUGUCAUGAUCAAUUCUCCCUAAGGUUUUUUAUUUUUAUUUUUAUUUUUAAAUUAUAGUGGCAAUUUCAUGAGAAAUUUCGUUUUUUUUUUGUCACGCUAUUUUAUAAAUCAUAGCUUA
Messenger RNA from Rhododendron vialii, 487 nucleotides. RefSeq lists its product as uncharacterized. Bases 111 to 296 code for a protein of 61 amino acids. NCBI's taxonomy places the organism in Eukaryota, Viridiplantae, Streptophyta, Magnoliopsida, Ericales, Ericaceae. The transcript has a single exon. The record is from RefSeq and is a predicted model, not a curated record.